CCCUCACCAUAUAAGCCCCACUCACCCACACGCAUCGAUCGUUGGCUAGGCGACAGUUUUCCGGUUUUUUUCUCCAAACAGGUCAAGGCAAGUAAAAUGGCGUCGGCGGCUGCACCCACGACCUUUUCUCUCCUCUCCUCGUCCUCGUCCUCGUCCUCGUCCUCAUCGUCCUCCGCCUCUCGCUCCGCUCUCCUCCGCCUCCCCACCUCGGGCCUCCGCUCCCCCGGCCUCCGCCGCCUGGGCUUCGCCGCUGCCGACCCAUUCUUGGCUGCUCAUGUCGCUUCCAAGCUCCGAUCUUUGAGCGGGAAGGGAAGCAGAGGGGUGGUGUCAAUGGCCAAGAAGAGCGUGGGCGACUUGACCGGCCCUGCCUUGAAGGGGAAGAAGGUGUUCGUGAGGGUCGAUCUUAAUGUGCCCCUCGACGACAACCAGAACAUCACUGACGACACCAGGGUCCGCGCCGCCAUCCCCACCAUCAAGCACUUGAUCCAAAAUGGCGCCAAAGUCAUCCUCUCCAGCCACUUGGGCCGACCAAAAGGGGUGACACCAAAGUACAGUUUGGCACCUCUUGUUCCGAGGCUAUCCGAACUCCUUGGCAUUCAGGUCAUAAAAGCAGAUGACUGCAUUGGCCCUGAGGUAGAAAAGUUGGUGGCUUCACUGCCUGACGGCGGUGUUCUUCUUCUUGAGAAUGUGAGAUUUUACAAAGAGGAAGAAAAGAACGAACCUGAGUUUGCCAAGAAGCUGGCGUCAUUGGCAGAUCUGUAUGUAAAUGAUGCAUUUGGAACAGCACACAGGGCUCAUGCUUCUACUGAGGGGGUUACUAAGUUUUUGAAGCCCUCCGUUGCUGGCUUCCUUUUGCAGAAGGAGCUAGACUAUCUUGUUGGGGCUGUGUCUACCCCCAAGAGACCAUUUGCUGCCAUUGUGGGUGGCUCAAAAGUCUCAUCCAAGAUUGGUGUGAUUGAAUCUCUUCUAGAGAAGUGCGACAUCCUUCUUUUGGGUGGUGGCAUGAUCUUCACCUUCUACAAGGCACAAGGUCUCUCUGUUGGUUCUUCCUUGGUGGAGGAAGAUAAGCUGGAUCUUGCAACAUCGCUCCUUGAAAAGGCCAAAGCAAAGGGAGUUUCUCUAUUGUUACCCACUGAUGUGGUUAUUGCAGACAAGUUUGCUCCAGAUGCAAACAGCAAGAUUGUGCCAGCAUCUGGUAUUCCUGAUGGCUGGAUGGGAUUGGAUAUUGGACCUGACUCUAUUAAGACAUUUAAUGAAGCUCUGGGAACUACCAAAACUGUCAUCUGGAAUGGACCCAUGGGAGUGUUUGAGUUUGCAAAAUUUGCCGCUGGAACUGAGGCUAUUGCAAAGAAGCUAGCAGAGCUCAGUGCUGCAGGAGUGACGACCAUUAUUGGAGGAGGGGACUCUGUUGCAGCUGUGGAGAAAGUUGGAGUUGCUGAUGUGAUGAGCCACAUAUCUACCGGUGGUGGUGCCAGUUUGGAGUUGUUGGAAGGCAAAGAACUUCCUGGUGUUGUUGCCCUAGACGAAGCCACUCCAGUUCCUGUGUGAGAUUAACCUGAGGUUAAAUUAUUUUUUGGGCGACCUACCUUUAUUCAAGUUGGAAUAAAUUCUUGUAGAAAAAAAAGCAAUUUCUGUAGGAAAUGUUUUCUUUUGACGUGAAUAGUCAUAUGGCCAGGACUUGAAAUUCUCAGCAGUUGUAUGUACCAAUGGAUGAGUCAUCUAAAUUGGCGAGUCUCAUGAGCUUGUGUCUAUUACAUCAGUGAGUGAAUGAAAGUGCUUGAGCA
This is a messenger RNA of Syzygium oleosum, 1784 nucleotides long. RefSeq names its product phosphoglycerate kinase, chloroplastic. Gene Ontology annotation, molecular function: ATP binding; ADP binding; phosphoglycerate kinase activity. The record is from RefSeq and is a predicted model, not a curated record. The transcript has 6 exons. Gene Ontology annotation, cellular component: cytosol. Bases 97 to 1548 code for a protein of 483 amino acids. Gene Ontology annotation, biological process: glycolytic process; gluconeogenesis. Lineage: Eukaryota; Viridiplantae; Streptophyta; Magnoliopsida; Myrtales; Myrtaceae.